This is a messenger RNA of Postia placenta MAD-698-R-SB12, 873 nucleotides long. RefSeq lists its product as hypothetical. The transcript has 6 exons. Bases 1 to 873 code for a protein of 290 amino acids. The record is from RefSeq and is a predicted model, not a curated record. Lineage: Eukaryota; Fungi; Basidiomycota; Agaricomycetes; Polyporales; Adustoporiaceae.
AUGGUCCCUUCAACCAAACAGAUAUACAACGACCAGGGCUUCGUCAUUGUGCGCGACCUCAUCCCCGUAGACUCUCGUAAGUCUCUCGAAGAGGCUGCUGACCGCGCGAUUGCACGAACGCGCUCGGGCAGUUGGAAGCUGAGGCGUACGGUAGGACGCCAGUUUCCCCCGUAUGGCGACGAUGACCCGGACUCGUGGGGCGUGCAACACGUCAUGCACCCCGAGCUGCGCGAGCCUGCCUUCGCGCAGUGGUACACGUCCGACCCCCUCGUGAACGUCGUGAAAGAGCUCCUCGGAUGUCAGGAGGACGAGCUGCAGAUGGAGCUGUUCAACAUGCUGAUCAAUCCCGAGUCGCAUGCGUUUGCCUUGCGCUGGCACCGCGAUGAUGUGCGUGAGAGCGCCGCCGACGAUGAAGAGCGGACCGCCCUGGGCAUCUGGCAUCAUGGCGUGCAAUGGAACACGGCCCUCUAUACGGAUUCGUGUCUCUAUGUUGUGCCCGGGUCUCACAAGGUCCCCCGCACUCCGGCGCAGCGCGCACACUCGUCCACGCUUGACCCUCCUACGAACCCCAUGCACAUGCCCGGGGCGAUCCAGGUGACCCUGCAACCCGGAGAGACGGUCUUUUACAACAACAACAUCCUGCACUGCGCGACGUACGACCCAAAGCAGCGUCGCGCGACUCUUCAUGCGUCUAUGGGCGAUACACGUGGCGGAGCGACUCGUGCUCGGAAUGUCCUGCAGCACGGGCUGAUGUGGAUGAAGGAGGCACGCUUCCGCGAGAGUCUGAAUGAGCGCGGCAAAGUGAUGCUAGACCGACUCAUCACGCUGCAGGAGAGCAUCGAGGGAGAUGUGGGCUACUCUCUCGCCAACUGA